Syngnathoides biaculeatus (alligator pipefish) is the source of this 1395-nucleotide messenger RNA. Its product is annotated as 3-hydroxyanthranilate 3,4-dioxygenase-like. The record is from RefSeq and is a predicted model, not a curated record. Gene Ontology annotation, molecular function: iron ion binding; 3-hydroxyanthranilate 3,4-dioxygenase activity. Gene Ontology annotation, biological process: 'de novo' NAD+ biosynthetic process from L-tryptophan; quinolinate metabolic process. The transcript is spliced from 10 exons. NCBI's taxonomy places the organism in Eukaryota, Metazoa, Chordata, Actinopteri, Syngnathiformes, Syngnathidae. Bases 416 to 1279 code for a protein of 287 amino acids. Gene Ontology annotation, cellular component: cytoplasm.
ACAACACUUCCAUAUCCGGUCAAGUUUCGCACGAGUUUUCCCACACCGAUUAAUUCUUGGAAAUGUAAUUUAAAAAAAACGAGGAUUAUACCUGUGGUUAAAAUUGAUUAUCACUCAUUACCUCUGUGGAAUUGUUCACUAAGGACCAUAAAGUCAUCAGUUUUCAGUAGGUCAUUCUUUUUAAAAUCGUUUUUUCACCACUGAAAAACGCUCCAGUUUGUUUCCAUCCAAAUAAAAAAAUGUGAGGUGUGAUGUAAUGACAAAAAUAAACGUGACCUUUCACCAUUCAAUACGCCUCUCAGUUUACUACACCCACUCUUGCAUUUUAGACUUUUAGUGACAGUCAGACUGAUUAAUGCACUAAAAGAAGCCACAGUGUCGAACUAAAGCAGCAAGGUCCCAAUUGAUUGAAAUAAUGAGUAGCAGCAAGCUUUUUGUGAACGUGGACAACUGGAUAGCGGAGAACCAGAAGGCUUUCCUGCCACCAGUGUGCAACAAGCUCAUGCACUUUUCCCAACUAAACAUCAUGUUUGUUGGAGGGCCAAACACCAGGAAGGAUUAUCACAUAGAAGAAGGGGAGGAGCUGUUCUACCAGGUGAAGGGUGACAUGUGCCUGAAGGUGAUUGAAAACGGCAAGAGAAAAGAUGUGCACAUCAAGGAGGGAGAGAUGUUUCUGCUUCCUGCUCGAGUCCCCCACUCACCUCAGAGACAGGCCAACACUGUCGGACUGGUGGUAGAGAGGAAACGGCUGCUGACAGAGACCGACUGCCUCAGGUACUAUGUAGACAACACCACUGACAUCCUGUUUGAGAGAUGGUUCUACUGCGAAAAUCUUGGAACCCAAUUGGUGCCAAUAAUCAAAGAGUUCAUGGCAUCAACGCAGUGCCAGACAGGAAAACCUGAUCCGAACCAAGUCUUUGCGGAACCGCCAUUCCAGCUGAACAGAAUGAAUGUGAUGUCACCCUUCUCCUUGAAGUCCUGGUUGGAAAAACGAAAGCUGUUCCUUAGCAAUGGCAGCAGCAUUAACAUAUUUGGAGAUCAGUUUGAGACUGAGGCAAUCGUGUAUGGACCUGGUUUUUCUGACGCUUCCUCGCCACAAACUGAUCACUGGAUUUGGCAACUGGAGGGAUCCUCUCGAGUAACCAUGAAUGAAAAGGAGUUUAAUCUGUCUGAUGGAGACAGUUUACUCAUUCCUGAGCACACCCAGUACCAGUGGAAGCGGAAUGAGGGGACUGUAGCACUGGUUGUGGUUCAAAACCCGGAGCGUAAAAGACCCUGAAAAGAUCUGCGAGCAUCACUCAAUAUACAGCAUACUUCUAAUUGAAAAAUUGGAUUGCAAAAGUGAAAGGUGUUCAAGUCAGAUGAAUCAUAAAGAUAAUAAAAAAUACAGUUGCA